This is a messenger RNA of Serendipita indica DSM 11827, 1554 nucleotides long. NCBI's taxonomy places the organism in Eukaryota, Fungi, Basidiomycota, Agaricomycetes, Sebacinales, Serendipitaceae. The record is from the annotation of a GenBank genome assembly.
AUGUCUGCUGGUUCAGUCAUCUGGAAGCCCUCUGCGCCAGAUCUUCCACCUCCUCGUCUCCAGUUUCGUUCUACAGACAAUGUCGUCUUUCACGUCCACGAUUCACUCCUUUUGCCACAGAGUCUCGCACUCUCUGUUCUUUUGGGCGACUUUAGCAUUGAUCAAGCUGCCUCGACCGUCUUACCACUCAACAUGUCUUCCGACGCCCUCAAGCUCAUUCUGCACUUUGUGUACAAUGUUGAAAAGGAAACCUGGACUGGGAAACAUGGUGUUACUCUCCAGACCGUUCACGAUGCAGUUCUUGGAUGUCAGCAGUAUAUGAUGCACACUGUCGCUGCCGCGCUCGAAGCACCUCUGAGGGCCAACAUGAAUUCGGAUCCUCUGCUCGCUGCCGUGACCGCACACUUCCCGAUCAUCUCCAAUCCGUCCUUGUGCUCCGACGCGCUCCACUUGGCCUCCAAUUCGCCGGCGACUUUUGCAGCGAGUAAUGCGUCCCGUCGUGCACUUCUCCCUCCCUCGGCGGUCGACCUAUUGUACCAGUACCGGGACAGACUCGAGGAGGUCAUGCGGCGUCAGGAUACGGCUCGAGCCGCCAGUAUACUUGCCGGAUUCAAGAUUGAUGAUCUAGGGUGGGUCGAGUCUGGCGACGACGAUGUUCCCCAUUGGAAGAGCUGUCGGCAUUGGCCGGGGACGGCAACUUUGUUGCAGGAAAAGCUCCACGAACUCAUGCUGAACAUUUUGCGCGGGGUGCGAUCCCCCCGCCAGGUCGAGCUGACCGACCUUGGCUACGGGCCGAGCUACUUGCGGGGCCGACAAGAAGUGACCGUCCCCGAGCCGCCGUCUAUCGCUGCUCGUCGACGAAACUCGAAUGCAGCCGUAUUACAGCUCCAGCCGGGGAUUGUGGAUCCAAAAGCGCGAUCCUUGGGCGCGUACACGCAGACGCCGUCACCGAGCCAUGUUAGAAGUAACGAUUACUUUCGGCACGCUCAUGGUAGUAUCCCAGCUACAAGCGCUACAAGUCCGCAUGCACUUGCUAAUCCCACUCCUACGACCCAGAGGCAUCGACUGUACGGGCACCAGCAGCCACCUACGCCCAUCAGCCAGCAUAUCCCUGCCUGGCAAAUGCUUGAAGAACAGCGGCCCAGAGGAGGUUCGAUAUCUGGCUCGAGCACAGGAGGAGGAGGAGAUGCGGCGGACGAUCCUCUGAACAUACUCGACACGCUUCCAAUCCAAAACUUGCGGCUCUCGGGGAAUGCGCCAGCGUCGGAUUCGAGGUGCGGCUCGCUGCGACGGCCAGCCGCCGGAGGUCUGGGUGGUGGGGCGGGCGGUUUAGACGAUCAACAUGGCCGGAGAACAACAUGGCCCGUCGAUGUUGUACUCAAUCCGAGCGCGAGUGGAAUCGCCAGCAGACGAAACGCGACCGGAACUUUGCUGGGUGGCACCGCUGGUGGAGGCUCCAUGACGGCCGGUGGAACUGCUGGUGGUGGAGAACAAAUACGAACAUCAACAGUCAAGCAUCGCACCGUUGAGCCGGAGUCGACCGUUAGGCGUUGA